Molecule: messenger RNA, 2223 nt
Organism: Cyanidioschyzon merolae strain 10D
Lineage: Eukaryota; Rhodophyta; Bangiophyceae; Cyanidiales; Cyanidiaceae
Product: similar to hedgehog protein
Exons: 1
Coding region: 1-2223 (740 amino acids)
Biological process (GO): protein autoprocessing; intein-mediated protein splicing; multicellular organism development
Molecular function (GO): protein binding
Source: RefSeq, a predicted model, not a curated record
AUGCGAAGAAGAUAUUUUUCUAUAUUGAGACUCCUGGUGGUAGUAUUGGUUGUGUCGGGCACACACACAGUUCGUGGAGUUUUGUCCUCCGAAGAUACUUUUUUAUGGACCUGGAUCGGUGGUAGUAACUCUACCAGCAGUUCAGGUAGCUACGGUGUUCAGGGUGUGCCAAACACCAGCAACGUGCCUCCGGCGCGGUACGGUGCGGCCUUCUGGACCGGCGCUGACGGGGUGCUCUGGUUGUUUGGUGGUGGCAGCGACUUGAGAGACGUCUUCGGUGAUCUCUGGAACUACAAUCUAAGCACGUUCUCUUGGACCUGGGUUGGAGGCUCUGCAUCCCUCAACUCUGGAGGGGUAUACGGCUCCCGCGGAGUUCCCAACAAGAGCAACUAUCCGCCUUCGAGGACGGAAUCCGCUGCUUGGAGUGACAGCAACGGAAACCUUUGGUUAUAUGGAGGCCAUAAUUUGAACUCGGGCUAUAGUGAUAUGUGGAUGUAUAAUGUAUCGUCGGGCGAGUGGACAUGGGAGCAGGGAUCCAACAAGACCAAUGUUCCCCCGACAUAUGGUACUCUUGGGAACUCGUCUUCAAGCAACACGCCUGGCGCUCGUUUCCAACCCGCGACCUGGGUUGGCCUAGAUGGCCAGUUUUAUCUCUUUGCCGGAUCUAGUCCUAAUGGUACGUAUUACGGUGACUUGUGGCAGUACAACACAGUGACCAACGAAUGGAGCUGGAUAGGUGGCACUCAACAGCAGAUUCCCUCUGGAAGCUAUGGUGCGUUUCGCCAGGCAUCGCCGAGCAAUUAUCCCGCUGGACGUCUCGGAGCCACAUCGUGGCGAGACCUUGAUGGGAACUUUUGGCUCUUUAGCGGUUACGGACAGAUUGACGGAAAUGGCGGCUCUCUGAAUGAUUUAUGGCUGUACAAUGUCAGCUCCAAAGAAUGGACUUGGAUGUCUGGAAAUGACAGUGUUGGUUCGGAUGGGGCAGUAUACGGCGAGAAAGGAGUGCCGUCAUCGAGCAACACUCCGGGGUACAGGUCCUCUUCCUCUGGAUUUGUAGACUCGUCAAACACUCUGUAUCUCUUCGGUGGUUAUUCACCCGGUUUCUGCAACGACCUGUGGACGUUCAAUACUACGAGUCUUGAAUGGACUUGGGUAGACGGUGACAAUACAACGGAUGGAGCCUAUAGCUACGGCGAGCUUAACAAGACAAGCAAUACAACGCUUCCACCUCCGCGAGCUUAUGCAGUUCUUUGGAAUACCGAUCAAAACGACCCGGUCCUGUUCGGAGGCGUAGGCAACUCAGGUUCCCUUAACGACCUCUUCACAUUAUACAUCGCAACACCGACGCCUACACCGACACCAACACCGACACCAACACCGACACCAACACCAACACCAACACCGACGGCAUCACCGACGCCCUCCGUUACUGCACCCCCGUCGGCAACGACAAAUGUGACGCAGACCGCUGUAGGCGAAGGCUCUGCGGUCUGCUUCCCCGCGGAUGCCCCGGUGCUGAUCGAUGGUCUGGGCAACCAUCUGCAGAUAAGCGAGCUUCGAUCAGGUAUGGCCGUAAUGGGCGUCAAUGGGCGCGGGCAACUGGUCGAAGAUAGUGUACUAGGAUGGUUGCAUAACGAGGCCGGCGCUACUGCGGAGAUUCUGGCGAUCAAGACGCUUUCCGGAAAGCAGCUGCGUCUGACGAGACAGCAUCUGGUAUAUCGAAUGAUCGAACACUCUAGAGACUUUUACGGUAUGACGACCGCUUUCUCGUGUAUUUCACAGAAGCAGCAGCAGCAGCAUCAGCAGGAGCACAUACGUCAGAGCCUUGAGCUGGGUACCUCCGCCGUUGAGGCAGUUUUCGCGGAAGAUAUCCGCGUGGGCGACGCUCUGCUGGACGUUGCUGCGCAUCUGCCGGACCCCGUGGUGGCAAUCGAGACAGUAGUUACGCACAAUGGUCUCUAUGCGCCGUUGACUCGCUCAGGGCGCCUUGUGGUCGACGGUGUUCUCGUGAGCUGCUACGGGACGUACGCAUCGCAUGCCGCGGCACAUGCUGUGUUGUGGCCUGCGCGGGUCGAUGCUCUGCGCAAGAUAUGGACAUCAGGGCUCGGCACAGAGGGUAUUGUGGGUAUCAUGCCAUACGCAGAAAGGCUCUAUCACGUUUGGACGAGUGCAGCACGUGUUUUAACGGAGGCUCGCGUAAGUGUUGUAGUUGCAGCCUGCUGA